ACCUGAAUAUCAGUGUUUACUCGCGCUGGGCUCGCAGUACCUACUACACGAGUACACGACUGUAUGCGCCUGCUAAAUGAUCCAUUAAUAAUAGUCUCGCAAAAUCCGAAAUCGUAAUUUUCUCAAAAUAGUGUUUUUAAUCGGCCGUAAUAUUACAUUCAGACUGAGUGCGCGCUUCCAGGAUUUAAAUGAUUCGCAUUCGUACAGUCAUUACCUAUAAGCGGAUAAUCACAUCGAUGCCUUGAUUCACCACAGUGAAAAUAUGAAUAAAAUUAACAACCAUUUGAGCUACAAAAUGGAAGGUGACAAGUCGACUGACAACGGCGACGAUUACUACAAGAACGUUAAGCUGGUUGGAUUCGUGAAGACAGACUCGGAAACACUGCCCGGAUAUAAGAACGAUGCGUUCCAAUGGAGUUCAGAAGACAAUUUGCCCAGUUACCCGUCAUCUUAUAACAGAGUAAACGACAUUUCAGCUUCUAGUAAAGUUUUGGGUUUCGACACAGCGGUGCCCGUCGACCAGGAUUCGGUGAACAGGUGCUGUACGAGAAAAGUGUUGUACAAACGCCUACCCAUCCUCCAAUGGUUGCCCAAGUACACCGUCGCCGAACACGGCAUAUCCGACCUCGUGGCAGGCAUCACGGUCGGACUGACAGUCAUACCACAGGCCAUAGCUUUCGCGAACGUAGCCGGAUUACCUCCACAAAUUGGUUUGUACUCUUCGUUCAUGGCAUGCUUCGUGUACACGAUAUUCGGUAGCUGUAAAGACCCGGCGUUGGGUCCUACGGCAAUCAUGGCCAUCAUGACCCGUGAAAACAUACACGAUAUGGGACCAGAAUUCGCCAUCCUGUUGUGUUUUAUCACCGGUAUCGUACAACUUAUCAUGGGUUUUGCGCAAUUAGGGUUCUUAAUCGAUUUCAUAUCCGGACCGGUGUCGGCUGGUUUCACGUCAGCAGCAGCGAUCGUGAUAGCAACAUCCCAACUGAAAGACCUGCUCGGUAUCAACAUAAAAGCUAAUUCGUUCAUAGGCUUCUGGGACCAAUUGGCCAUUCACAUCAGAGAGAUCAGCGUAGGCGACGGGACUCUCGGCAUUACGUGUAUGAUUGUGCUGCUGCUGUUGAGGAAAAUGAAGGACAUACAAAUCGGCCCUCUGGACAUGAAGGAUAAAACGACCGGGCAGCGAACGGUCACGUCGAUAAUUUGGCUCAUAUCGACGGCGAGGAACAUCAUAGUUGUGGUUUUUUGCGCAGCACUGGGUUACAUGUACAAGGAACACGGGAAUUUGCCGUUUAAACUGUCAAGUCACGUGGAAUCUGGUCUCCCGAGUUUCAGACCACCACCGUUCGAGAGUCGGGUCGGGAACGAGACGUAUAAUUUCGUAGAGAUGGCGUCCAAAUUAGGUUCAGGGAUUCUGGUAGUGCCACUUCUGUCUAUUUUAGAAAAUAUAUCACUAGCUAAAUUUUUCGCCGAUGGUAAGACCGUCGACGCCACUCAAGAAAUGCUCGCCUUGGGCGCUUGCAAUUUGAUUUCGUCUUUUGUUGGGUCCAUGCCCAUAUCUGGUGCUCUAUCGCGCGGUGCCGUGAACAACGCCAGUGGAGUAAAAACCACAUUUGGAGGAGUUUACACAGGAAUAAUCGUCAUAAUAGCUUUACAAUUUUUCACGCCGUAUCUCGUGUACAUACCCAAAGCUGCUUUGGCCGCUGUGAUAAUAGCCGCCGUCGUGUUCAUGGUCGAACUGCAAGUUGUCAAACCGAUGUGGCGAACGAAAAAAAUCGAUUUGAUACCGGCAUUCGCCACUUUCCUUUGUUCGCUGUUAAUCAGGUUGGAAGUCGGGAUCGUUGUCGGCAUAGCUAUUAACGUCAUAAUACUGCUUUACACCUUGGCUAGACCUAGCGUCCAUGUCGAAAAACAACAAAGUGAAUUUGGGUACGAAUAUUUAGUGAUAACGCCGGACCGUAGUUUGGUUUUCCCGUCCGUCGAGUACGUGAGGGCAGUGGUGUCCAAGGCCGGACUUAAACAAGGACUGAGUUCGAUUCCGGUCGUAAUGGACUGCAGGCACAUACAAGGAGCCGACUUUACCGCGGCCAAAGGUGUCAAAUCUCUAAUAGACGACUUUGUCAGGAGAGGUCAACCAUUAGUGUUCUAUAAUGUCAAACCUAGUGUGAUAUCCAUUUUCCAAGGAGUACGACCGACUGAGUUCAACUGUUGUGUCACCGAACAACAAUUGCACGAAAGACUUAAAGGAUAUUAUUAUAGCAGAAUGCAGACACCGACAUUAUAACAUCGAUAUUUACAUUAAAUCUUGUCCCACCGACAAAUUGUACAGAUAUAACGAUAACUAUGUAAAUAUUGUUAAUAUUAUAAAAAAAUAAACUGUAAAUUAUAAAUAGAUCUUAAAUACAAACAAGAGCAUUCUAGACAGUUAAGUUUCCGAAAUUCUCUUAACUGACUUAACCAAAUUUUGUUUGUUAAAUUGUAGUUAUUUAAUUGUUACACAUCGGUAUUAUUAUGUAAGUUAAUGCAUUUUGUUUAUCGUAAUUUAUGUAUUAGUACAGUAUUUUUCAAAAUCAAUUACUUUUUAAAUUUUGUGAACUUAAAUGUGAAGUACUGAAAUGUAUAUAACUACCUAGUGUAUACAAAAAAUAUAGGAUGCAACGCUUGCAGUCCUGUCACGUUUAUUGUUAUAAAAAAAACGAGUUGCUUUUAAUAUUGUAGUUGACGAACUUUGCUUAAUUACACACUCUUAAAAAUUCAAAUGAGUAAAUAAUAUUUUAAAUAUUGAGUGUCGCGUGAUGUGAUGAAUAAUAUAUUGAUUUUACGAUGAUGUGUGGGAACUUCUUUUUUUUCAAAUGUGAAUCACCCAUUAUUUAUGUAAAUAGUCGAAUUAAUAGUUUCUCUGUUGUGUAACUAAUAUCCUAAGGAAGAUUCAGAAUUCAUAAUGAAGGUUUUAGUUUUAGGUAUCAAACUGGAUCAAACAGGUAUAUUAUGUAGUAUUCAGUAUAGUACUUAUUUUACUCAUUCUAAGUAAUUUUACAAAUCAUAUUUGUAAUAUGUUUUUCGUAAAAAUAAAUCAAUUUUAACCAAUUUGAUGAAUUUCCAUAACGAUUUAGCGCAGUGGUUCCCAACCAGGGGGAUUCCUCCCAGGAGGGAAUUUAGAGUCUUCUCGGGGGGG
Myzus persicae (green peach aphid) is the source of this 3172-nucleotide messenger RNA. RefSeq names its product sodium-independent sulfate anion transporter-like. The record is from RefSeq and is a predicted model, not a curated record. Gene Ontology annotation, biological process: transmembrane transport. NCBI's taxonomy places the organism in Eukaryota, Metazoa, Arthropoda, Insecta, Hemiptera, Aphididae. The coding region runs from base 263 to 2281 and encodes 672 amino acids. Gene Ontology annotation, molecular function: sulfate transmembrane transporter activity. The transcript has 13 exons. Gene Ontology annotation, cellular component: membrane.